Molecule: messenger RNA, 414 nt
Organism: Loa loa (African eye worm)
Lineage: Eukaryota; Metazoa; Nematoda; Chromadorea; Rhabditida; Onchocercidae
Product: DNA/RNA non-specific endonuclease
Exons: 4
Coding region: 1-414 (137 amino acids)
Biological process (GO): apoptotic DNA fragmentation
Cellular component (GO): mitochondrial inner membrane; nucleus
Molecular function (GO): nucleic acid binding; metal ion binding; single-stranded DNA endonuclease activity
Source: RefSeq, a predicted model, not a curated record
AUGGCACCUCAAGUUGGUAAAGGAUUUAAUAGGGGCAAAUGGAAUGAAUUGGAGAAACAUAUCAGGAAGCUUGCAAGAAAACACAAAAAUGUAUAUGUCUGUACAGGGCCAUUAUUUUUGCCGAAAUUGGAAAAGGAUGGCUCACUGUUCAUCAAGUAUAAAGUUGUUGGUCGAAAUAAUAUUGCCGUGCCGACACACUUUUUCAAGGUUGUACUCGUGGAACUUAUGGAUGGCAAAUUCGAACUAGAAGCAUAUAUUUUGCCAAAUACAGUGAUACCUGAUGAUACACCUCUGAAUUCUUUUAUGGUACCAUUGGACAGCAUUGAGCGUUCCGCUGGAUUUCUAAUUUUUGAUAAAUUGCCAAAAGGUGCUUUGAAAAAGAUUAACGGAAAAUCGAAUAAUAUGUUAUGGUGA